CAGACCACGAUAUCCGCUCUCCUCGCUUCAGGAGCUCAUUUUGGACACGCAUCCACUCGAAUGAACCCCAACUUCAUGCCGUAUGCAUACGGUACUCGUGCAGGUAUUACCAUCAUCGAUCUCGACCACACAUUACCGCUCCUUCGACGUGCUGUCAACCUUGUUCGAGCGGUAGCUCGAGCAGGUGGCCAAAUUCUCUUUAUCGGCACAAGAUCAGACCUGCGUCCCGUUAUACAAAAAGCCGCCGAAAGACUGGGAUCGCAAGGUUUUCAUGUAGGGGAGCGCUGGGUACCAGGAACCUUGUCAAACAGACGCCAGAUCUUUGGUGGUGGUGUUGUGGACAAGACAAACGUCGUACCCGACCUUGCCAUUAUUCUGAAUCCGCUGUCAAACGCCAUCGCCAUCAGCGAGCUCUCCGUCGAACAUGUCCCUACCAUUGGCGUCAUCGACUCAAACGUGGACCCUCGCGUUGUUAUGUACCCUAUUCCAGCGAAUGACGAGAACACGCGGACAGCGGAGCUCAUUGCCGGCGUUUUGAGCGUGGCAGGCCGCGAAGGGGUGGCCCUACGACAGGCAGACUUGCUACAGAAGGCAUACCAG
Molecule: messenger RNA, 600 nt
Organism: Laccaria bicolor S238N-H82
Lineage: Eukaryota; Fungi; Basidiomycota; Agaricomycetes; Agaricales; Hydnangiaceae
Product: mitochondrial 37S ribosomal protein MRP4
Exons: 1
Biological process (GO): translation
Cellular component (GO): ribosome; mitochondrial small ribosomal subunit
Molecular function (GO): structural constituent of ribosome
Source: RefSeq, a predicted model, not a curated record